Molecule: messenger RNA, 414 nt
Organism: Scheffersomyces coipomensis
Lineage: Eukaryota; Fungi; Ascomycota; Pichiomycetes; Serinales; Debaryomycetaceae
Product: GFA family protein
Exons: 1
Coding region: 1-414 (137 amino acids)
Molecular function (GO): carbon-sulfur lyase activity
Source: RefSeq, a predicted model, not a curated record
AUGACUACUGAACACAAAGGUUCUUGUUUAUGUGGAGGAAUCCAAAUCACCUUUACUGGUGCUCCAAAGAAAAAUUUCAUUUGCUAUUGUCUGGACUGUCGUAAAGGUUCAGGUCAUUUAGGUCAAUUCAUUUCUCAAUAUGACUCUGAUGAUGUCAAAGUUACUGAUAAAGAUUCAAAUUUAAAGGAAUUUGUGGUGACUGCUACUAAAUCCGGUUUCCCAAAGAGAAAGCAAUAUUGUGGUGGUUGUGGAUCAACUAUCCUUACUCUCCCAAUGAAACACAAUGGUGAAGUUGCUAUGGUUAGGCCAUCUCUUCUUGAUUCUGAUUUCUCUCAAUUUGCUCCAAAUUUAGGAAUCUUUGGUGAUGUUAAGACUGAAUAUACCAAAGGAUGUGAAACUGAUGAAUUCUUUUAG